AUGAAUGGUGUAACCGACCUAAACUCAAUACAAGAAGAAUUUUCUGCUCCUGCACCACCUAAAGUGGAACAUCCUUGCAGGCACCCAGGCUGCAACAGAAAGUACUUUUACAUGAAGUGUUUGCUAAAGCAUGAAUUAAAUGUUCAUGGACUUGACCUACCCAAUCCAGCCAAUGGACCUGAAAAGCUCGUGAUUAAAAUUGGAGUUUACUAUUUCAGGGCCUCGAAACCCUUUACAGGCGUGGGGUGUGUCCAAAUCCAGAUACAAUACACAGGAAGGCACAAUAGUUGAGGCUGGAACAUGAUCGUGAAGUUUUGAAAUGGAAGAAUGAAAAUGACAGCUCACAAAGAAAGUCGGAAAUCCUAGAUUCAAUAGAAACCUCAUUAAAAGACACCAUGUAUCUUGGCUUCCAGCCUACCAUUUGUGAAUUUAAGGACGUCAUCUUCCAAAAGAAAGCUGGAAAAGAAAUGUGUUUGGCAGUGCCUGAUCGAUUAGAAAAUGAAAUCACAACACUGGGUGUGUCCUGUCUGCAGCUGGCUUGUCGGGUGACCACACCAUAUGAGGUGGUACAAAACUUGUUUCAGAAUCAAGCACCUGUAUACUCUGUGGAAGAAGUUAUGAAGUGCUUUGAAACAGUGGUCGCUGUUGCAAUUGAAGAAGGUGUAUGUCAUCCAAUUGAAGCCUGCAACAUCGCAAAGAACAAGGUUGAAGAAAACAUCGCAGGUUACCAGAUUAUCGGCGACAAUCUGGAUCUUCAUAUCAAUGUGAAACACAUGUCCAAUGACAACAAAAAUGACUCUCUACACAUGUUUAAUAUAGUUGCCAUAAAGGAUGAUGUGUCUGGCAAGAGCCUUCCAGACCAUAGCAGAAUCACAGUAGAGGAAAUUAAGGUAGAAGAUUUCCUUCCAUCUGCAAGAGACAUAGAUCUCCUCAAAAGAGAUUUCAUUCCAAUUUGGACACGUGUAUUGGGCGCGCAGUUAGAAAAGUUCAGUUUGUUCAGGCCUGUAGUCGUAUGGCACAUUCCACAUGAAUACAGUGCCGUAAUGCAGCAGCCAUCAAAAGUGGUGAGAUUAAUAAAGUCACUUAAACAUUAAAUAGAACUAAUAAGAUAAUAAACCAACAAUAUAUAUAAGGUAUUAUAUAUUCAGUUGAAAAUAAUGAAGAUUAUGUAAACUGCAGUGAUACAAAUUUAAAUGAAGAUAUGACCAUCAUAAAUAACCGGUAUGAGAAAACGAACUCCUUUUUAUGGUCCCACUUAGGCUGAAGCUAAGCUGAGGAAUAUAUCGCACCCUCUAGGCUGCUUACAGUAUUUAGAUUUCUUGCUUACAUUAUUGUGCAAGAUAUGUGCUAAGUGGUUGUAAAUAUCUCACUUUAAGUGGCAACUGCCACCUCGUUAUGGUUGUGCUGGUUUUUAGAGUCAAAGGGGCUACUCGACAGCAUUUUACAAGGGGAGGUUCUGCCUCAAGUACCCUACAUUUUUCUGCACCCUUUUAGGGUGUCCAAAUACAUGGGCAAAAAUCCAGGUUCAAACUAUUUCACUGAAAAUAACAAUUUAAGUAUCAUUAUUACUAUAUAUUUUCUAGCCACUUGAUGAAUGAAAGGAUAUACCCUCCACAAACACCAAAACUGUGAGAACAGACCAGUUUCCACUUUAUUGUACAACAUAUGGCACCUACUAAUGCUCCAUGUUGUACAGUGAAGCUAGCACCACGUGCCUCUCACUCCCAGUUUUAACAUGGUGAUUGUUUAUAUUUUUGCUAAUUACUUUAGACUCCUGCUGCAGACUAAGCUGGGAUAUCUUUUGUGUUGACAUAUCCUUACUGUACACCAAGAAAAAAUAAUGGGAUGGAGAGGAAAUCUUACGGCAUUGGCCGGCAUGUGUAAAUUUCAAUUAAGUUAUUUUUAGAGGUUGAAAUUAAACAGAAGUCCUAUCCCUGAGACAUUUGCACACAGGUUAGACUGGGCGUUUCCAUCUGUCCCAUUAUUCUACCUUGUGUACACAUAGCAGUGCUUGUUAUAUCAUAUUCCUGCCAUAAAGAAUCAUUUCCCUUUCUUAAAUCAUCAUCUAAUAGCGUUUCUUUUCUGUCUUUUAAGCUUGCACAUUCUGAUAAUUAUCAUGGUAAUGCAAUUUAUACCUACUAGUUAUGGACUUUAUCAAUAUGGUUCCGAAAAUAAUCCAUACCUCCCCCACGGAAGGGAUUUUUCCUUAGACCCCCCCCCCUCUCUGGAAAUUCCAGUCAAGCUUCAUACAUUUACUUAAAAUUUUGGGCCUUUGAGAACCAACCAACAACCCCUUACCGCCACCAGGAAUUUCCAAUUCUUUCUGUGGGGGGAGUAUGGAUAUUUUCUGGAAUUACACAAUAUCAAAUUUAGUACAAUGUUAUCGCUGACAAAGUGUCCCAGUAUCCUAUCUUACUAACAAAAGAGAAAAAGUUUACAAGUUCAUUCUUAUUAUUCUUAUUCAAUAUUCAGGUUCCUCUGGGUGUUCUUCCUAAAAAUGAGAACCUUGACGAUGACAUGAUAGACAUCGUGGAAACAAUACAGGAAAAGUAUGUGCCUAGAUCAGACAAGGAAAAAGGAUUAAAGACAGUCUUCUUUGGGGGGACCAACUGA
Molecule: messenger RNA, 2613 nt
Organism: Porites evermanni
Lineage: Eukaryota; Metazoa; Cnidaria; Anthozoa; Scleractinia; Poritidae
Source: the annotation of a GenBank genome assembly